Prorocentrum cordatum is the source of this 1496-nucleotide messenger RNA. The record is from the annotation of a GenBank genome assembly. Lineage: Eukaryota; Dinophyceae; Prorocentrales; Prorocentraceae.
GCAAGACUCAGUCCAUAAUCCGCUUUGCAUGCCUGGGCGAUCCCAAAUCAGCAGACACACUGCUGCGGGAUACGUUGGGUGCAACGGGCGCAUGGCACAGCCAACGGGAGUGAUUUGUUAUUACGUAACCCUUCGAUCUUGAUCGGGGGCUUGCGAGCCUUCCGAUUGCUGCUCGCAAAAUCACAUGCGUCCAUGUUGCGUCAUCGCCCCCGUUGUAGCAAUCUUGAUGUACUUAUGCCCCGCAUUGCGCAAGGGCGCCAGAGUAUUUGUUUUGUUCGUCCCCCAUGUGUGAGCACGGCCGCGUGUGUGUGCGGCCUGCUGGCAGUUGGGCGCCGCAGUUUCUGGCGCGGCGUUGUGCACAGGUCGGCUUGGAGGACCGGAUAUACGCCAACACGUAUGUCGACCUCGGCGUGGCCGAGGUGGUCGGCUUCGACUACGACUACACCCUCGUGAGGUACAAGCAUACGAUGCUCGACCUUAUCUACAACGUCUCCUGUGCGCUGCUGAUGUCGAAGUUCGGCUACCCGGAGGAGAUGGCGGCCGAGCUCACGCGCAGGGGGUACGACCCCCAGUUCGCCAUCCGCGGGGUUGCAGUGGAUCUUGAGACUGCUUGGGUCUGUUGCCUCACUGCCCGUUACCGGGUCUCUGUUGCCUACUACGGCAGGCAGCGUGUUAGCGAGGACCAAGUGCGCUUGAGCUACAAAAGCCGAAUGGGAGCAGGACGGGUCGGCCAGGAGGAGAGACGGGCGCGGCUGAAACCACUUAACGAUUGGUUCGGCAAGGUGGAGGCCUGCCUGCUGGCCGACGUGGUGCAGUGGUUGAAGGACCGAGACAUACCGUUCGAGCCGAAGAGCGUUCUGAGCGACGUUAUCGACGCGGUUGUCAGUGCGCAUGUCUCGAAGGCCAUCCACAGACAGGUGGAGAAGAACUGGUCGCAUUACGCCGAGCCGGGCGAGCUGCGCCCCCUGCUCGAGAAGCUGGAGGCGGCCGGCAAGAAGCUGAUGCUGGUCUCCAAUUCGCCCUAUUGGUACGUCAAUUCUGGCAUGUCUCACGCCGUGGGAGAUGAUUGGAAGAAAUUGUUCGAUGUUGUCGUCGUUGACGCCGGGAAGCCUAAGUUUUACACCGACGACCGCCCGUUCAGAGAGGUAUCCCAGAACACUGGGCGCAAAAAGUUCAAGAAGAUCACCUCUAUCGACCGCGAUGAGGUGUAUUGCGAGGGCUGCAUCGGGGAGCUGAUGCGGCUUACCGGCUGGGGCACCACCCUGGAGGACGGCUACGUGGACGGCUCCAAGAUCAUCUACCUGGGCGACUCAUUGUUCGCCGAUCUCGUCGAAGCUCGGCGGCUGUUCGGCUGGACCACUGGGGCGAUCAUCCCCGAGGUAGCAGAGGAGGCCAACGCCCAGUCGACGAGCGACAUGCAGCUCGCCUGGCACAGCCUGCAGCUGAUCUUGCACUGCCUGCGAGGCUGCCAGGAGCCCCGCCGCCUGGGCCCCUGA